CAGCCGGGCCAGGCGGAGUUGCGCCAUGGAGGAAGCGCAGCUCUUACGCUAGCGCCGCUGCCCUUCUCCCCCGCCGCUGGGAGUUUGCCCGAGAGAGCCGGGAAAGGAAGGCAAGGAGAGCUCGACUUGCGGGCAGCAGGAGCCGGAGAGAUGAGCGGCAGCGCGGCGCCCCCCGGGCCCGCUUCGGGCUCAGCCCCGUGCCGUUUCGCCCACUACUUUGUGUUGUGCGGAAUCGAUGCCGACAGCGGGCUGGAGCCCGACGAGUUAGCAGUCUUAUACCAGUGGCUAGAAAACGAUCUCCAUGGCAAGAGCUCAGAUACUGCAAACAGAACAUCAGGAGAAAAUUUUGACCAGAGCCCCAUAAGAAGAACAUUCAAGUCAAAGGUCUUGGCUCACUAUCCCCAGAACAUAGAGUGGAACCCCUUUGAUCAAGAUGCAGUCAACAUGUUAUGUAUGCCCAAAGGGCUGUCUUUCAGGACUCAAACUGAUAACAGAGACCCCCAGUUCCACUCGUUCAUUAUUACCCGGGAAGAUGGUUCCCGUACGUACGGGUUUGUCCUCACGUUUUAUGAGGAGGUCACAAGCAAGCAAAUUUGUACGGCCAUGCAAACGCUUUAUCAAAUGCACAACGCAGAGCAGUGCAGUAGUGUCUGUGCCUCGUCCUCGUGCAGCAUGGACUCCCUGGCCAGCAGCCUUGAUGAUGGCGACUCCACAUCGCUGGCCAAGAUGCAGCGCUACAACUCGUAUGACAUCAACAGGGAUACGCUCUAUGUCUCGAAGUGUAUUUGCCUCAUUGCUCCCCUGCCUUUCAUGCAAGCCUGCAAGAAGUUCCUCAUCCAGCUUUACAAGGCCGUCACUUCUCAGCAACCCCCGCCUUUACCCUUGGAGAGCUACAUCCAUAACAUUCUUUACGAAGUGCCCCUUCCACCCCCAGGGAGGUCACUGAAAUUGUAUGGGGUGUAUGAACCUAUAGUUUGCCAGAGACCUGGUCCUAAUGAACUCCCUCUGUCUGACUAUGCUCUCCGUGAAGCCUUCGAACUGCUGGGCCUGGAGAACCUCAUUCAGGUUUUUACAUGUGUUCUCCUAGAAAUGCAGAUCCUUCUUUAUUCUCAAGAUUAUCAGCGCCUGAUGACUGUUGCGGAGGGGAUCACCACGCUGCUGUUCCCGUUUCAGUGGCAACACGUGUACGUCCCAAUCCUCCCGGCCUCUCUCCUGCAUUUUCUUGAUGCUCCUGUACCUUACUUGAUGGGUCUGCAGUCCAAGGAAGGAACAGACCGUUCUAAACUAGAACUUCCCCAAGAGGCCAACCUCUGCUUUGUCGAUAUUGAUAACCACUUUAUUGAGUUGCCGGAGGAGCUUCCUCAGUUUCCCAACAAGUUGGAUUUCAUCCAGGAAAUCUCUGAAGUUCUCCUUCAGUUUGGAAUUCCACUGGAAGGUGCCCUCCAUUGUAGUGAGAGUACCACUAAGUUGAAGAACCUUGUCCUUAAUGACUUGGCCAACGACAAGAAGAAUGGAAACAUCCCCAGCAACACCAUCAACAUGUACGAGCUUCUUAAAGGCAACGAAACGAUCGCCCGCCUCCAUGCUUUGGCCAAGAGGACUGGGGUUGCAGUGGAUAAAAUGAGCAUCACCGCUCCUCUGGCAGAGAAGGAAAGAGACGUUAAACUCCAAUGUGAAGAUGGGGAGCUGAAAGACUACAAGCUAAACGUGCAGCUGAGGGAGGUGUUCGCCAACCGCUUCACACAGAUGUUUUCCGAUUACGAGGCUUUCGUCAUUCAGGCAGCACAAGACAGGGAAUCGUGGCUGACAAACAGGGAACAGAUGCAAAAUUUUGACAAAGCUUCAUUUCUCUCUGACCAGCCUGAGCCUUACCUUCCAUUCCUCUCGCACUUCAUUGAAACCCAAAUGUUUGCAACGUUCAUCGACAAUAAAAUUAUGUCCCAGUGGGAAGAAAAGGAUCCAUUUCUGCGAGUCUUUGACUCCCGAAUUGAGAAGAUAAGGCUGUAUAAUGUCAGGGCUCCUGCAUUAAGAACAUCUACGUAUCAGAAAUGCAACACUUUGAAAGAAGCAGCUCAGGCCAUCGAACAGCGCCUAACGAAGAUAGAUCACACUGCAAUCCAUCCGCACUUGCUGGAUAUGAAGAUAGGUCAAGGCAAAUAUGAACAAGGUUUCUUCCCCAAGCUUCAGUCGGAUGUAUUAGCAACUGGGCCUACCAAUAACAAUCGGUGGGUCAGUCGCAGCGCUACGGCCCAGCGCAGGAAAGACCGCAUCCGGCAACAUUCGGAGCACAUUGGUUUGGACAAUGACUUAAGAGAGAAGUACAUGCAAGAAGCAAGGACCUUGGGGAAAAAUCUGAGGCAGCCCAAACUCUCCGAUCUUUCUCCAGCUGUAAUUGCUCAGACAAAUUGGAAAUUUGUGGAAGGUUUACUCAAAGAAUGCCGAAUGAAGACCAAACGUAUGCUGGUAGAGAAGAUGGGCCACGAAGCAGUGGAGCUUGGACAUGGAGAGGCCAACAUAACAGGUCUAGAAGAGAAUACACUCAUUGCUAGUCUUUGUGACUUGCUGGAAAGAAUUUGGAGCCACGGACUACUAGUCAAGCAGGGGAAAUCUGCCUUGUGGUCCCAUUUGAUUCAGUACCAGGAAAGAGAAGAGAAACAAGAGCAACUUGCAGAAUCCCCGAUUGCUGUUGGGCCAGAAAGAAGGAAGUCUGACACUGGGCUUAUGUUACCUACUCUGAGGGUCUCUCUUAUCAGCGAUAUGAGGCACAUUCAGAACAUGAGUGAAAUCAAGACCGAUGUGGGUCGUGCUCGGGCCUGGAUAAGACUGUCCCUUGAAAAGAAACUUUUGUCUCAACAUCUCAAGCAACUCCUUUCCAACCAAGCCUUGGCAAAGAAACUAUAUAAGCGUUACGCCUUCCUGCGCUGUGAAGAAGAGCGGGAGCAGUUCCUCUAUCACCUUCUUUCGCUCAAUGCUGUGAAUUACUUCUGCUUCACAAGUGUCUUCACCACCAUCAUGAUUCCAUAUAGGACGGUGACAAUCCCCAUUAAAAAACUAAGCAAUGCAAUCACCACGUCAAACCCAUGGAUUUGUGUUUCGGGCGAACUGGGAGAUACUGGAAUAAUGCAGAUCCCAAAGAACCUUCUAGAAAUGACCUUUGAGUGUCAGAACUUGGGGAAGUUAACUACUGUUCAGAUCGGUCAUGACAACUCAGGACUGUUAGCCAAAUGGUUGGUGGAUUGUGUCAUGGUUAGGAAUGAAAUCACGGGCCACACCUAUAAGUUCCCAUGUGGAAGAUGGUUGGGGAAGGGUGUUGAUGACGGAAGUUUGGAGAGGAUUCUGAUAGGAGAGUUGCUUUUGACUUCAUCGGAAGAAGACCUUGGGAAGCAAUGCCGGACACCACCGCAACAGAAAUCGCCAACUACAGCCCGGAGAUUGAGUAUCACUUCCCUCACAGGGAAAAAUACGAAACUCAAUGCAGGACAGAUCCAGGAAGGAAUUGGGGAAGCUGUGAACAAUAUAGUGAAGCACUUCCAUAAGCCGGAGAAAGAGCGAGGAAGCCUCACAGUCCUCUUGUGUGGAGAAAAUGGGCUGGUUGCAGCACUGGAGCAGGUCUUCCACCAUGGUUUCAAGUCUGCUCGUAUUUUCCAUAAGAACGUCUUCAUUUGGGACUUCAUAGAAAAGGCUGUUGCCUACUUUGAGACAACUGACCAGAUUGGGGACAGCGAAGAGGAUGUUCUUCUUCAAAAAUCCUCCUGCAAAACAUUCUGCCGCUAUGUAAAUGCCAUUAAUACCGCUCCACGGAACAUAGGGAAGGAUGGCAAAUUCCAAAUUCUAGUUUGUCUUGGAACUCGGGAUCACUUCCUCCCACAGUGGAUUCCAUUGUUGGCAGAGUGUCCACCCAUCACUCGGAUGUAUGAAGAGAAUGCUCUCCUACGUGACCGGAUGACAGUGAACACCCUCAUCAGGGUCCUUCAGACAUUGCAGGACUUCAGCAUCAUCUUGGAAGGGUCACUUAUUAAAGGGGUAGACGUGUAGCACAUGGCUUUGUGGACGGCUCCCUCUCUGUCUCCUCUCCCAGGCAAACGAAACGCAUCAAACUUGGGAGAGGGCAGAUCUGUUGAAACGCAAAUGCUGCCGGUAGUGCCCCACUGUAUGUUAAAAUCAGCUUGUUGAUAGGUGAGAGUGGGGGAAACUCCCUCACUCCUAUUAGUCUCCUUACUCGCCUGCCCUAAAGCUGCAAACAAGCUAGGCUGCAGUAUUGUAGUUUUCAAAUCAGAGGUUUAGUAUAAAAUAGAGUAUUUUCGUGUGUUCAAUGUGUGUAAAUAGGCCAUCUUCCUUCGGAAACAUUUACCAAUAAGAUACUUUUCUUAGAAUCAGUGUUCUCGAGUUGCGGGGGGUGGAGGUGGGGAACGUAGCUCAAAACAACUUUAUAGGGGUGGGAGCAUUACCUCCCAUAUAUGGGAGGGGAAGUUACUCCCUGUGUAAAUAUUGUACAAAUGUAGCAGGGAGGGGAGCUUUUUGUGUGUUGCAAAGGAACACAUGAAGACGCUCUAGGGUAGCCACUGCUGUACUCUUCUCGUGAAUGUAUACUGUUUCUCUAUUCCCUGUACGUUGUAAGUCUCUUGUUAUACCAUUUUGAUCGAAACCUUUUUUGCGUGCAUUGAGUAAGCUGUGAGUCAUCGGAUUCUGGAACUUCUCUGUGACUUUGUUGGUCAGGACAAGUGCUGCAAAGAAACGUCUUCACACUGGACCUGAGGAAUCCCUGAGCUUCAGACAGAAGCUUUCUGCUUGAGGAAUUUUGCUACUUGCCAUAACAGAAGAGUAAAACAAACAAACAUACAUCUCUACUAUAGUUUUGAACUGUUAACUAAGUUUUCAACUCUUCUUUCCUCUGCCGCCCCCCCCCCCCCCCCACUUUCUGGGCUUUUGUGUUCUGUGCACCUGUUUCAACAGGGCUUUCUUGGAAGGGGGAGGAGAGGCUUCUGGGAGAAAAAGCCCUCUUUUAUCACAAGCAGUUUAGGCAGCAUUCUGGCAAAAUCGUUUCAGACAAGUUGAAAAUGCCAAAAAACACCUGACGGUUGCUUUGUCUUCCUGCAUCCAGAGGAAUAAGGACUGGUCUGUACAUUACCUCAUUCCCAUGGGUGGCUGCUCCUAUUUGGUGAGUCCAAGCUUUGCUCGUACCACUUUAUGUCGUUCGCAGGUACCUUUCCAUGGGAACAGAAAGGAUACACCUGGCAGGCUGCUCCACACAAGACAACCAGGAUGUGGAGAGCCACCAUGUUGAAACAGCCUCCCAUGCAGUAAGGCAGUCUUCCCCAACCCAAUGCCAUCCAUUUGUGUUGGGUUACAACUCCCAUCAUCCCCAGGGGAUAAAGGAAACUGUAGUCCAACAGAACUGGAGGGCGUCAGGUUGGGGAAGACUCCAAUGAGGUAAAGCCCACCUCUUAGGGCCGCUGCUUACACUACCCUACUCUGGGAGGUACUUCCAAUGUAGCUUCUUCCCACCCCACUCAAGUAACGUAGGAAGCCUGUAUUCAUAUGGGAGGGGGCUUGGCAUCACUGUCAGCAUUGGCCCACCCAGGGGCCUUGGAAAUGCUGGCCUGUAAAGUCACCGCAUGAUAACUCCUCUUGUAUGAUCAAAGCAUUCUUAUGAUACCGGAGUGGUGCGUGAAAGCUUCCUUCUUCCACUGAUGUCAGACACCUCUCUUGGUAUUGUGUAGUUUUAGCUUUUAAAAGGGAAUGAAGCAAAAGGUACCCAGCUCUAUAUGCUAUUCUGUCAGAUAGGAAAAAAAUCUGCCUUUUUAGUAGUACCAACGCAGUUGUUGUAGGCAGACAUUUUAGACCAAUUUAAGCAAAAAAUGAAUAGAAGAUAUUGGGGCAGCAUGGAUCACAAUCCAGUAUGUAUCAUUCCAUGUUUACCCCGUUGGCAGAAGACUUGCCUAAUCAUUGGGAGACUUGGCUUAAAAAGUAGAUUUUAUUCUUCUGAUCUCUGGAGCUUAAUGAGCUCUGUGUCUAUUAGUCCCAUUCAUCAUGCCUGACAAUAGUCUACUUGGAGGAGAAACCCUUUGAUAGAAGUAACUGAUACUUAACAUCUUAAAGUACACAUCCAGUUUCAUUGGUGCCUUUUGCCCCCUCCUUCCAUAGUGCUUGUUUCCAAGAGAUAGGAUUCAUAGAGCUGAAGCACAUGAAAAAUAUGUGUUGGGAAAAGAGAGCAUCAUUUGUACAGGUGCCUCGACAUACUUCACCAGCUGAUGGUUUUCCUGUGUGGUAUCUUGAUGAGGAACUCUCAUAGGGUGCAAAUGCAGGACUCCCAAUGGUAGGUUUGCCAUAAACAUGCAGGCAAUUGCAAGGGAAAAGUGACGAGGAGAGGUUACUUAGCUCUGGAACUUGUUUCCUGGCCAAGAUGGGAAAACUGGGAGGGAAGGGAUUGGAGCGAGAAUAUGGUGGGUGGGAGAAGGGUGAAGUUUUCACUCCACUUCAUAAUUCAGCAGCAACUAUAGUUUUGGGGGUAUCUUGUUCCACCCUAAAACUACCCAUCUGCUACUGCUUUGCCUGCUGCUGCUAUAUUCUGUGACCUCCAAAGGACCUUCACCAGUUGUUUUCAGCCAGAAAAGAGCAUCGAGCUUGGGAAUGUUACCCAUCAACAAUUAGGUGUUUCUCAGCCAACACAUGGCUUGCACCCAUCAAGGCAUUUUGCCAAUAUCUCUGUCUACUUGAAAAACUGAGUGGUAACUUCUGCCGCACAAUAUUUGCUGAAAUAGCACACAAAUCUCACUGCAUCAACUUCACCUCAAAGGGCUUUGGCAGCAUGAUUGUGAAGCAUGCAUUUGAAAGCCUUCGCCAACAUUUCCAUAUGCAUCUUUGAGGGGUUGCUCUCCAGAUAUUCUCCCCAAACCACACCUAACCAUGUAAUUAUCUCAGUUGUAAUCAGAUAUUUCGAUAACAUGAAUCGGCCCACAUAACCUCUGCCCAGGAUUUAUGGAAAGUAUAUAAAAUUAUUUUAAAUGCUUAUUUUGAGAGAGAUGUAGAUGUAACUGGGUGAGCAUGUGACCCCAGUUAAAGCUGGCAAGAAGGAUAUGUGGAAGAAUUAUUUUAAUCUUUUAUCCCUCUUCAUUUACUCUUCAGGACAACUUUAGGUAACACACAUGGUUAUUGCAUUAAAAUGUGCUUUCAAACAUUCAGAAGUUUACAGUUAUUAGAAAUACUUUCUCCUUCCUAGUUUUCGAACAGCGUGAUGUGGCUGCACAAAAAGCAAAUGCUAUUUUGGGCUGCAUUAAUAAAAGUAUAGCUUCCAAAUCGCACGAGGUACUGGUUCCCCGCUGUUCGGCACUGGUUAGGCCUCAUCUGGAGUAUUGCAUCCAGUGCUGGGCACCACACUUCAAGAAGGAUGCCGAUAAGCUGGAGGGGGUUCAGAGGAGGGCAAUGAGGAUGAUCGGAUCUGGAACCAAAGCCCUAUGAGGAAAGACUGAAAGAACUGGGCAUGUUUAGCCCUGAGAAGAGAAGACUGAGGGGAGACAUGAUAGUAUUCUUCUAAUACCUGAAAGGUUGUCCAACAGAGGAGAGCCAGGUUCUCUUCUUGAUCAUUGAAGAGUGCAGGACAUGGAAUAAUGGGCUCAAGUUACAGGAAGCCAGAUUCCAAUUGGAUAUCAGAAAAAACUUUCUGACUGUCAGAACAGUACAACAAUAGAACCAAUUUCCUAGGGAGGUUGUGGGCUCUCCCACACUAGAGGCAUUCAAGAUGCAGCUGAACAGCCACCUGUCAAGUAUGCUUUAAUGUGGAUUCCUGCAUUGAGCAGGGGGUUGGACUCGAUGGCCUUAUAGGACCCUUCCAACUUGUCUAUCAUUCUAAGAAUACAGUUUGACCUACUCUGUGUUUUUCCCCCACAAGACAAACGGCAGAUUGUUUUUCUAGUUUACCAGUAUUCUGACAGUUAAUAAUAAAGCAAAAGUAGAUAAUGCCUCAAAAAUGGAGAUAUGGAUCAGAACUGAACAGGAAAAUAAAAAGAUUGACAAAUACUAGAUAGUUGAAAGCCUGGAAGGGGAAUUCAGAAAAAAAAUGGGAAGGCAGAAUUUAAAAAACCAAACAUAAUUUUUCUGGGGAUUUGGGGAAAACCCGUUUUCUGCAAGCUUUCACAUCUCUAUUAAAUACGCAUGUAUGUUUUUCUUUUUGCGUAUCACACACUUAGCCCCAACACAAGAGGUCCCAACUCUUGCUUUUGCUAAGUGACAUUAAACUAAAUGCAAGGGGCUGUGUCGAUGGCAACAUUAAUUCUGCACGAAUCAUGGGCAAAUUUGAUAUACCUUGAUUAUACCUGAUCUUAUUACUGCCUUGCCUUGCAGCUGCUGGUCCUGUGUGGAGUUAGAGGAGUUUCUGGACUAUCCACCUUUCUGCUGACAUGAGGCUUAGUUCAUGGCAUAGGGAACUGUACCCAACAGUGAAAUUUCUGUAAAGCAUUAAUUCAUUUCUCAUUAUUGUGUUUCAAAGCACAUGAAUAGAGUGCAAGGGACACUACAUCUACUUCUUUUUAGGCAAUAAAGCACUGUAUAAUUGUGAAGUAUUACAACCUUAAGGUAUUUUUGAAGCAUGAGAUUGAUCUCUGGUAGUCUAGUCUAUUUGACAACUUCAGGAGUGCAAUUCUUUGUGACAUUUUACUUCAUUCUUAAUGUGUGUAACAUUUUGGGUUUUUUUUAAAUAGAUGACUUUGAUCCCUUGUUUGUUCAAACUUACAGGAACCAUUCUAGCUUUUUGGAAGGGUGAGGAUCUAGCCAUGGUUCUCUGAAAUUUAAUGCAUUCUUUUGACAUCAGUAUUAAUGACCCUUCAUUGAUUUGAGAAAGUGAAUUUUUAAAACAACCAAAGCUUUCUGGUAACCUACCAAGUAAAUUCUAUAUUCAUAUCUUCUUGAUAGCAUUACUAUAUUUAACAUCGUUUUUAAAAGGGGGGAGACAGUGGAAUUGUAAAGUGGAUCACUGUGUAAAUUAUCUACAAAUAUCGGAAGUUAACCAGAAUAAGGUGGAUGCAGUGUUGGGAAAACCCCAGUACUUCAUCUUAUGAAUAGACACUUUUGCAGCCCAUUUACUCAGAAGUAAAUUUCAUUGUAUUAAGUGGAACUGACCUCUGAGUAAAUAUGUUUGGACUGGGCUGUUAAAUGCUUUUUCGUUUAGAAUAUGCUCAAGAGAUGCUGUAGAUUCAUUAUUACUUUGAUUUCAUUCUCUUCCCCACAAGUGAAGGUGUAUAUCUCAUAAAGAAAAUGUUGUAUAUUACACUUAAAAUGUACAAAUAUUACCUGGUAUAGUUUAUUAAAGACCUCCCUCCUCCCCACCACCCUUAAGUAUUUUCCAAAUACAUUGCUAUUUUAUCUUUUACAUUAUUAGUAAAUUAAUCAAGACUGGAUAAUGUUCAGGAAGUGAAUAUCAGUAAAAGUAUUGUUAUUUCAAGCACUUUAGCAUACAUAUCACAAACUGAUGUGGGUUGUUUUCCCCCCAGGGUUUGGAUUACAAUUCAAUGCAGCUUUUCAUGCAAUGGUCUUUACAAAUAAAACUGUGAAAAUAACAAAGCAUAUCAUGUAAUGUUUCAUUAACGCCAAUA
Molecule: messenger RNA, 9587 nt
Organism: Elgaria multicarinata webbii
Lineage: Eukaryota; Metazoa; Chordata; Lepidosauria; Squamata; Anguidae
Gene: DENND5B
Product: DENN domain containing 5B
Exons: 22
Coding region: 151-4035 (1294 amino acids)
Molecular function (GO): guanyl-nucleotide exchange factor activity; small GTPase binding
Source: RefSeq, a predicted model, not a curated record